CGGUUCUCCCGCCCUCAUCCGAACCCAUCAUCGACUGCCUCCAUCCGUCACCAAGACCAAGGAAGAAAAAGAAACAAGGAGGAGGGAUCACAGGGAUCAGGGAUCGCUUUAUCCGCCACGUCCGUGUCAAACCAGAACCCGUAAUUUAUUGGAAUAACAACUCGCCAUCUCAACUAGACAUCGUCAGGAGGACGUUUUGCCCGGACUAGAAACCAGCAGGUCGUCAUGGGGGGACUGACGGCGUUUGUGCUCUUACUUGCGGCGACCUUGACGCUCUCAUCCGAGGUGCCUGCUGAUGACUCUGUGGGUUUGCUGACUGAGCCGCAGGUGGCCAUGAUCUGCGGUAAGCUUAACAUGCACAUCAAUGUGCAGAGUGGCAACUGGGAGCCAGACCCCUCCGGGUCCAAGAGCUGCGUGGGCACCAAGGAGGGCAUCCUAAAUUACUGCCAAGAAGUAUAUCCAGAACUUCAGAUCACUAACGUGGUGGAGGCCAACCAGCCUGUCAGCAUCCCAAACUGGUGCAAGAAAGGGCGCAAGCAGUGCCGCAGUCACAAUCAUAUAGUGGUGCCCUACCGCUGCUUGGUGGGGGAAUUUGUAAGCGAUGCACUGCUGGUUCCUGACAAGUGUAAAUUCUUGCACAAGGAGUAUAUGGACCAGUGUGAAAGCCAUCUGCACUGGCAUGGUGUCGCCAAAGAGUUCUGCAGCGAUCGUGCCACCAGCCUCCAUGACUACGGACUGCUGAUGCCCUGUGGUAUUGACCUUUUUCGAGGGGUGGAGUUUGUGUGCUGCCCGAUGGACGCCGAGCAAGAUUCCGAUAGCGCAGCACUUGAUGGCGAAGAGUCAGACGUCUGGUGGGGCGGAGCUGAACCUGACAACAAAGAAAACAGCAUGGCAGAACAGUCAGACACAGAGCCCGCUGAGGAGGAGGAUGAUGAGGAUGACGACGAAGAAGCCGACACCUUUGAAAGGGACGAGAAUGAUGAGGACGAUGAGGAAGAUGACGACAUGGCCAUUGAUGGGGAUAGCGAGGAGCGCAACGCUAACGUAGCCAUGACAACCACCACCACUACUGAAUCCAUUGAAGAGGUUGUCCGAGCCGCAUGUUGGGCACCCGCCAAAUCAGGCCCGUGUCAUGACAUGCUGGAGCGCUGGUACUUCGUGCCUGAAAAGGCACGCUGUGCCCCCUUCCUGUUUGGGGGCUGCGGGGGCAACAGGAAUAACUUUGAUUCCGAGGAAUACUGCCUCGCUGUCUGCAGCAGCUCGUUGCCCACCAUGUCGCCCAGCCCCCCAGACGCCGUGGACCAAUACCUGGAGUCCCCCGGCGAUGACAACGAGCACGGCGACUUCCAGAGGGCCAAGGAAAGUCUGGAGGCCAAGCACAGAGAAAAGCUGUCUCAGGUGAUGAAGGAAUGGGAGGAGGCUGAGAGGGAAGCCAAGAACCUCCCACGUGCUGAUAAGAAAGCUGUCAUUCAGCGCUUCCAGGAAAUAGUGGAAGCCCUGGAGCAGGAGGCCGCUGGUGAGAGACAGCAGCUGGUUGAAACCCACAUGGCCCGCGUGGAGGCUCUGCUCAACAGCCGCCGACGCGUGGCUUUGGAAAACUACCUCAACGCGCUGCAGGCCAACCCUCUGCGGCCACGGCAGGUACUGAGUCUGCUGAAAAAAUAUGUUCGGGCCGAGCAGAAGGACCGCCAGCACACAGUCAAACAUUACGAGCACGUUCGAACUGUCGACCCCAAAAAAGCGGCGCAGAUUCGGCCUCAGGUUUUGACCCAUUUACGCGUGAUCGACGAAAGGAUGAACCAGUCCGUAGGUUUGCUCUACAAGGUUCCCAACGUAGCCAACGACAUCCACAGCCAAGUCUCUGUCAUCGUUCAGCGAGUUCAGGCCGAGCUGUCUCAGCAAGUGUCGUCCCUGCAGAGCGACAGCAGGCAGGCGGAUGGCAGGGUAAGCUACGGCAACGACGCCCUCAUGCCUGAUCAGGCGUACAGUUUUGCUCCGAUGGAACCAGGCCUGGACGGGCUGGGUUUCAUUCACCCCGAGAGCUUCAAUCAACCCAACACAGAGAACCACGUGGAACCUGUGGAUGCCCGCCCACUUCCAGAUAGAGGACUACCUACACGGCCUGUGUCUGCCUUGAAGCCAGAGGAGAUGCCCCACGUGCGCAUGGAGACUGAUAAGAGGCAAAGUACUGGCUAUGAAGUUCACCAUCAAAAACUGGUCUUUUUCGCCGAAGACGCGGGCUCCAACAAAGGCGCCAUCAUCGGGUUGAUGGUGGGAGGCGUCGUCAUAGCGACCGUCAUCGUCAUCACCCUGGUCAUGCUGAGAAAGAAGCAAUAUACCUCUAUCCACCACGGUGUCAUUGAGGUGGAUGCAGCGGUGACCCCCGAGGAGCGUCACCUGGCCAAGAUGCAGCAGAACGGCUACGAGAAUCCUACCUACAAAUUCUUUGAGCAGAUUCACAACUAAAAAGAAAAGAUCCUCUCGCUCACAGGCUCUGUUCCACUUUCUGCUCCCGUUUGACGUGAAGAAAAAGAGAAGUGGGGACAUUUUAAGUUGGAAGCAGAUGUGGAGCAAAGCCUGGCGAACCCCCUCAAUUGCACAAAGUAACACUAAAUGGAGUGAGACAAGGGUUUACCCUGCACAUUUAAGCCAAUCACACAACACCUCUUGGCAGUGUUUGUACCAAUUUGUUGACUGACUAUAGCUAUACUCUAUAUAUACACAUAUAUGAAUAUUAUUACAGCACUGCGCUAGCCAGCUAUUUAAAGCAUCCAGCUCCAAACAUUUCAGGUUUGUUUCAUCAAAAGAAAUAUUUUCAUUUUUGCUGUGUAAUAUAUGAAGGAGAUUAGCAGUAUGUCUACGUAUCGUGCAUGGCCAUAUUGACAGGUCCGAUCUUUUCAGAUAUUUUAGCGGGAUUGUACAUUUCUGGUGUCUUCUUUGUGAUCUUGUGCGAUAUGAAGAUCUUUAAAAAGUAUAUUUAGAACGCUUGAACAUUUCUUGAGCUCAUCUCCACGCUUCACUGUUGUGUUAGCUGCAUGGGCAAAAAAAAAAAAAAAAAAAACUAUUUAAAAAAAAAAAAUAAGCACAAAUACAUACUACAUGUAAUAUAUGAAGUGUAAUAGUAUCCGAAAGGAAGAUGAUUGUGUUACUGUUUGCGUUUUAUGCACUCUGUCUUUGUCAUUUUGGGUGUACGGUUGAAAUCCUAAUCAUUCCUGUUGAAUCAUUCCUUUUUUGGGGGGGUGCAAAAUGUUGUCCCUGUUAUUCCACCGCAGCUUUAAAAGUCAUUUUAAUUGAAAGAGUCCGUAUUCUUUUACUUCGCCAUUUCAUGUUACCGGUUUGCAGUUUUGAGCCUUCCGUGGCGUGGUAGAUGUGUCGAGUCGUCACUUAUAUAAUUUGUUGCCCCACACAUAUCAUUUCAGGUGAAUGUUUAAAAAAAUGUGUUUUCUAGAUACAUGAGGAACCAUUUGCUCAACAGUUUCUACGGCCACCAUACCAUGAAUAAAAUUUGAAUGUACAUAAAAAAAACUGUCUCUUAUUUGGAAACUGGGAUGUAUGGGUGUGACAAAAUAUCAAAAUGGUGAUAUGGCGGAAAACAAAGACUGAAAAAGCCGUUUCUGCUCUUGCACUCCUCUUUAAAAGAAACUGCUGUAUCUUAAGCCAAGAACUGUUGUUUGAUAGAACAAUAUGUCUACAUGCUGCCAUAGCGGAUUCAUGGCGCAUUAAGCCCCCAAACUAUUUUUAAUUUGUCCGUUUUACCCUGGAAACCCCCGUUUACAGACGUCGCGCAACCGCUUUUGUUUCAACCGAGCCAUAAAAAGAAAGUAAUCGUAUUUAUUAUUUGAAAUUUGUCAUUUUUAGCUUAGAAUCAUUAAUUGAUGUCUAAUAUUUAGUUUAAAAAAGAAACUAUUUUAAAAAUUUAUUCACUCACAUAUUUUAAAUUUUUAAACAAGCGUCUGUAAACUAGCGUCUGUAAAAAAGUCACGGAUAUUUACCUCAUAACUAUCGCUUAAUUGCGUUUUUUUCGUUACCGUCACAUUUUCCCCCAGUAUUUUAGAUGAUGAAUAAUCGAUCCAAACAAAGGAAAAUUGGGGGGAAAAAAAACGUUUGAAAGGGUAAAUAAAUGAAAAUCCUUGAUGUCUGCGAUUUCUGCAUCGCGACCCUUGUUAUAUUACCAUGUUUUACCCAUAAAAUCCCCCCAAAAUCCGGCUGUGGCCAUUCACAGCUGUGUCUUGACACUUGGUGAUACGUGCUACAUGGAGUUUUUGGAUCAAAAAGAAGUACGCGAUAAUAUCUCGUUAAAAUCAUGGCGUCCUUAUGUUCUCGUGUGCUCUCACCUCCAGUUAGGGUUUUGAUGUUUAAAAAAAAAAAAAAAAAAUUAUGCCCUCCUGUUCAAAAUUUUUCUUCCCCCAGAAAAUUGAGAUUUUAAGCUUUCCAAUGAUGUAUCACACAUGCAUAUAGGACAAUUUUUAAAUUUGGCCAAAUUGGGGGUCUCAGAGCGGAACUUCAAGUCACCUUGUGUGUUUUCCGCCAUAUACAGAACUUGCCGAAUUAUGCUUCAUGACAUCUGUCAUAAGCAGAGGUGGGUAGAGCAGCCAAAAUUUUGACUCGAGUAGCAUUACUUCAAAGUAAAAGUCAUCCAAAAAUGUACUCAAGUACUAGUAUCCAGUGAAAACACUCAAGUACACUCAAGUAAUGAGUUACAUUGUAAUUGCUUAUUUUUGUUAGAUUUUUUUGUUAGAUUUUUCUGUUAGAUUUUUUUUUUUCUAAACAAUAGUAUUUUUUUUUUCUCAACAGUUAUCUAUAUGAACUCCUGUCAUAAUGAUACUGUACAGAAAUGAUACAUUAUUCGUCCAAAGAGCAUGAGUGCCCUCUAGUGGAGAAAAAAGUUCCAAGCUUGAAUAGUUCCUUCAUUGUUACUAUUAUGAAAUUAAAAGGAUCAUAUCUCAGUUUUUCCGUGGUCAGUCGGAACCAAAUAAAAACUGGGAAAGAGGUUUAAAUUUGCGCUUUUGAGUCAUGUUGAGGCCAGCACCACGUGAUUGAACAGGCUGUCGUAAUCAUAGAAUGGCAAGCUUGUGUCUGAUUGGUAUCAUGGAGUUGUGAUUAUUGUUGCGACGUCUCACUGGUGAAAUUGGUAGAGCUUCUCUUGGCAUCGCUGGCAAAAAUAAAUAAUUUUCGCACUAUCAGGCGCACCUGACUAUAAGCCGCCACCCACCAAACAAGAAAACGGCAUUUGUUCAUAGAUAAACCACUCUGGACUAUAAGCCACAGCUGUCCUCACUGUAUUAUAAGUGUCUGUCAUGAGACCAAAUGAACCACCAUGAAGCUUUGAACCAAUUGGCUGCAAGACUUCAUUGCUUCAAGACACUUUAUUUGACCAUAACUGCUCCCUUGGGUGACACAGUCGACCUCUGCUGCCACCUGCUGUAAAUACUGUUGUUAUCCAACAUGCCUCCUAGCAUGCAUUGCAGCUCUACAGAUGUAAAUAAUUAUCAAAAAUUCAUAUUAUGUGCUAAAUAUUUCUUCAGUUACUGUUCCAGUUGUUUCAUUAAAUGCUAGUUAUGGUAAUUGUUAACACUUUAUUUGACUGUGACUCCAAAAGACUGUCAUUAGACAGUCAUAAUUAUGACAUGACACUGUCAUGAACAUUAAUGAAUGCUUAUACCAGAUGUCAUUUAUUGUUAUCCGGCAAACCAUCUCACUUCUGAAUGGAUGUAAAAGAUCCGAGAUGGACAUUAAUGGAGUUGGUGGCAUAAUUUGCCAGAUCACACUUAAUGACAUCUGUCAUAAGCAGUCAGUAAUGCCCAUGAUAGUGUUAUGUCAUAAUUAUGAUGGUCUUAUGACAGUUUUAUGAGGCCGCUGUCAAAUAAAGUGUUACCGAUAAACCUAAAUAAAUCAACAAAUAAGCCGCACAGGACUAUAAACCACAGGAUUCAAAAUGAAGGAAAAAAGUAGCGGCUAAUAGUCCGAAAAUUAUGGUAAUAUGAAGAAAAAAGAGGAAAAGUGUAACGACUCUUGUGUAGCCCAAAGUAGCGGAGUAAUAGCGUUUUUGCUAUACAAAUCUACUCAAGUAAAAAGUAUGGCAUGGUAAAACUACUCUUAGAAGUACAUUUUUCUCAAAAAGUUACUCAAGUAAAUGUGACAGAGUACAUGAAACGCGUUACUACCCACCUCUGGUCAUAAGCAUUCAUUAAUGCCAUGAGAGUGUCGUGUCAUAAUUAUGACAGUCUUAUGACUCUGUUGUCAAAUAAAGUGUUACCUAUUGACACAAAUAAAUCAAUAAAUAGGCUACACUGGACUGUAAGCAGCAGGAUUCAAAAUGAGGGGGAAAAAGAGGCUUACAGACCGAAAAUUACGGUACCUUUUUCACUCAUUGGUUGCCAUUGACUCCAAUAGCUCCCAGCCCCUUCCAGUUUAAAUGGAUUGGACGUCUAUUGGUGUCACUGGCAGAGAGCAAGUAAGUGUUGAGAGAAAUGGUGGAGGAAAUGUUUUGUAUUCAUAAAUGUGUCCUCAGUUGAUGUUGAAAUAAUGUUCCUAUUGCAUGUUAUUAUUGACAUAUUAACUUUUCGCCACAAGAUGGCAGGAUGGGACUUAAUGGUCUAAAGUGCUACUUUUAUUACUUCUUCUUGUUUGACUUUGAUGACUUUGAUUUGUGGGAUUGCCUGUGAAGACAGCAAUGAGAGAGGAUGUAUCCGCAUGUCAAUGGAAAUUAAAUACGCCGAGUUUUGGCUAAAAGACAACUUAUUCUCCGUCAAUUCUUCCUACGAAUGCAACGUUGAGCUGCAACCACCUCAACAGGUUAUGAGCCCAGGAGUCAUUCGAAGGUAAAGUCAGUUUCCACCGUGUAGAAGGUUGCUCACGGACUGCUGAUUAGCGGAAAAAGCUAACAAGCAACAUGGAUCCACAAGGAACAAGUAGGUUACCUUGACUGGCAUUUGACGGAGAUGAAGCUAAAUAUGAACUCUGGGAAACUAAAAUGUUGGGACAUUUUCAUCUAAUCGGGCUAAAGAAGACAGUGCUGGUAGGACCAACCACUGAAGCAGAGAGAGAAAAUGAUGAAAUGAAAAAUGCGGACGCAAAUGCUGAAAUGAUACAACUUCUUGAUGAUAAAAGCCUUUCAUUAAUAAUGAGAGAUGCGCAAAAUGACGGAAGAAAAGCUCUGAAAAUAUUAAGAGAAUAUUAUGCUGGGAAGGGAAAACCCAGGAUUAUAAAUCUGUACACCAUGCUAACAUCUCUUCAAAAGGGAAACGAAGAAAGCAUAGUGGACUACAUAAUAAGAGCUGAGACCGCCAUCACAGCAUUGCGAAAUGCAGGUGAAACAUUGGGAGAUGGUCUACUUAGCGCAAUAGUCUUGAAGGGGCUGCCAGAAAGUUACAAGCCAUUUACAAUUCAUGUGGCGCAUACAGAUGAGAACAUGACAUUUGCAGAAUUCAAAACCAAACCCCGAAGUUUUGAAGAAACGGAAAAGUUAAAUGCAGCAGAAACAAGCGACAGAGUGAUGAAGACUAAAGCAAGAGCUUCAAAGCAAACCACAAAAGCAAACGCUCGUGACCGGAUCAAAGACGACGCAGAGUUGGUGUGCUUCAAAUAAAGGCCACCGUGCAAAAUCAUGUCGACAAAAGACAUGGUGUAGUCGUUGCAAAACGGACACGCACAAAGACACCACUUGCAGACGCAAGGAAACACCGGACGGAGCGAGAAAAAUUGCUGAAGAUGGAGAUCCUGACUUCGCAUUCAAGGUGAGAGAUGAACAGCCCAACACCAGGCGGCAGGAUACACACAGCAUCCGGGAACGAGGCCUGAUGGCAGGUGGUACCCGGUGCAGUGGAGUCUCACUAAAAAGAGAAGAUGCGGAGUGCUACCUGAUUGACAACGAAUGACAUGAUAGCUGAUAUCAUGACAAAACCUGUAACAAAGUUUAAAUUGAAGAAGUUUGACAGUGUUAUUUUUGGAAUUUGAAAUUUAAAAGUUCAUUCGGUCAUUAAAAAGGCCAUCAACAUGAGAACAAGUGGGGGUGUUGAGAGAAAUGGUGGAGGAAAUGUUUUGUAUUCAUAAAUGUGUCCUCAGUUGAUGUUGAAAUAAUGUUCCUAUUGCAUGUUAUUAUUGACAUAUUAACUUUUCGCCACAAGAUGGCAGGAUGGGACUUAAUGGUCUAAAGUGCUACUUUUAUUACUUCUUCUUGUCUGACUUUGAUUUGUGGGAUUGCCUGUGAAGACAGCAAUGAGAGAGGAUGUAUCCGUAUGUCAAUGGAAAUUAAAUACGCCGAGUUUUGGCUAAAAGACAA
This is a messenger RNA of Corythoichthys intestinalis (scribbled pipefish), 8281 nucleotides long. RefSeq names its product amyloid-beta A4 protein-like. Gene Ontology annotation, cellular component: early endosome; cell surface; Golgi apparatus. Gene Ontology annotation, biological process: axonogenesis; central nervous system development. Lineage: Eukaryota; Metazoa; Chordata; Actinopteri; Syngnathiformes; Syngnathidae. Gene Ontology annotation, molecular function: heparin binding; signaling receptor binding; serine-type endopeptidase inhibitor activity. The record is from RefSeq and is a predicted model, not a curated record. The transcript has 18 exons. The coding region runs from base 226 to 2466 and encodes 746 amino acids.